Messenger RNA from Aspergillus bombycis, 1047 nucleotides. RefSeq names its product zinc-binding alcohol dehydrogenase family protein. Gene Ontology annotation, molecular function: oxidoreductase activity, acting on NAD(P)H. The record is from RefSeq and is a predicted model, not a curated record. NCBI's taxonomy places the organism in Eukaryota, Fungi, Ascomycota, Eurotiomycetes, Eurotiales, Aspergillaceae. The transcript has a single exon. Bases 1 to 1047 code for a protein of 348 amino acids.
AUGACUACCCAGAAAGCAAUUGUCGUGACUUCGCCAAAGCAAGAGGGCCUAGUAACCGAUCGCCCCAUUCCCACUCUCCGUGAUGAUUACAUCCUCGUCAAGACGGUCGCCGUCGCCCUAAACCCCACCGACUGGAAGCACAUUGCGUUCCUUUCCCCGCCCGGCUCAUUGGUCGGAUGCGACUAUGCCGGCAUUGUCGAAGAGGUUGGAAAAGCCGUCAAAAAGCCCUUCAAGAAGGGUGAUCGCGUGUGCGGUUUUGCACACGGAGGAAACGCCGUACAGCACGAAGACGGAUCCUUCGCCGAGUACAUCGUCGUCAAAGGAGACGUUCAGAUGCGCAUCCCCGAUAACAUCAGCUUCCAGGAAGCGGCCACGCUGGGCGUGGGUAUCACGACGGUGGGACAGGGUCUGUAUCAGAGUUUGAAGCUUGCGCUCCCGUCGGAGCCGAUCAAGGAGCCGGUUCCCAUCCUGAUCUACGGUGGCUCGACCGCGACGGGCACGCUGGCGAUUCAGUUUGCCAAGCUGUCCGGCUAUACUGUGUUGACGACUUGUUCGCCGCAUAACUUCGGUCUGGUUAAACGCCUCGGUGCGGAUGCGGUCUUUGAUUAUAGAGAUCCCGGUUCGGCGGCUGAGAUUCGCAAGUACACCAACAACAAUCUGAAGCUUGUUUUUGAUACGAUUUCACUGAAGGAGAGCGCUGAGUACUGCGAGAAAGCUAUUUCCAGUGACGGUGGCGAGUACGGUGUUCUCCUCUACGUUGGUAUCGAUCGUGAGAAUAUCACUACUCGCCACACUCUUGCCUACACGUCCAUUGGUGAGCAGUUUACCUUUGGUGAACAUAUCAUGCCUGCCAAGGCGGAGGACAAAGCGUUUGCCGAAGAAUUCUGGACCAUUGCAGAGAAGCUGUUGGCCGAUGGCAAGAUCAAGGUCCACCAGCCAAAGGUCAACCCCGGUGGCUUGCAGGGUGUCUUGGAGGGGCUGAAGCUCUUGAAGGAGGACAAGGUUAGCGGGGAGAAAUUGGUGUACAAUGUCGCUGAAACGCCUUAG